Messenger RNA from Procambarus clarkii (red swamp crayfish), 4060 nucleotides. The record is from RefSeq and is a predicted model, not a curated record. Lineage: Eukaryota; Metazoa; Arthropoda; Malacostraca; Decapoda; Cambaridae.
UUUACAGGCGCCAUAUUGAUUUUUAUAAUGUUUGGAUAGGUGUGGUUUGGGAUGGAGGUUGUUCAGAGAAAAUUAAGAAAAUGGAAUGACUUUUAAAGUCAAAGCACCCUAUCCAACCUUUCCAUAUGAUGAAUUGGAGUGACCCAGUCAAUGGAGAGGAAGCCAGCAUGACGUAAGACAUUCAUGAAGAAGCCACCAGACUGAGAGUGUGAGGAGGGCCCAGCCUCGGGAGUUUUUGGUGCAGGUGGUUGAGGGCGGGAUAUGAGCACUUGGACCGAGAGAAUGCAACGAAGAGCUGCCACCCUAGGCAAUGUGGUCACCUCCUGUGGCCAUCCUAAUGUCCCUUAUCCUCGCAGGCUCGAGAAUGUGAUGAUUGAUUACAUGGCAAUCAGAGGACAUUGUUAAGGCAUGACACCCUGGAAUAUGAAUGAGUAAGGUCACCCAUAAGUGCCAUUGAAUAUACCAUGGAUAAAAAAGUGAAACAAACUGAAGUAGUGUGAGCAUAUUGGUGUUUCACAAGAAAUUUAAAGGAAACAACAGAGGCGUGUGUUUAAGGGCAAUUUCUGGAUGAAGAUGAUGCUGCAGCGAGUGGGAGCUGGUGGGGACUUGUGGUGCCCUCCCUCAGAUCCACCCAUACCAUGCUCACCAUGCAUUCACCCCUACCCCCCAUAUUGGACAAUUGGCAGGGUGAAGUUUGGUGUAUCGCUGGAACAGGUGUGCAAGAAUGACAUCCCUGGGCCUUUGUUGGUGCUCAUCCUUAAGCUAAACAAAGAGGGACCCACCAAAAAGGACGUCUUUCGUGCCCCAGGUCAUCAGGGAUCCAUGAAAAAAUUGAUACACUUCUUGCAGAAUGGACGUCUUGUUAAUAUUGAUAAUUUCUCGGUUUACACAAUUGCAUCUGUUCUGAAGAAGUUUCUUCGAAAAUUACCAGAGGGAAUCUUUGGGCGUGAGGGUGAGCAAGAGCUAUUUUCCAUUAUUCAGCUAUCAGACACAGAGCAGCAGCGUGACCACAUUCAUCGCCUCAUCACAUCUAUGCCGGCUGUCACACAACAUCUACUUGUUCUGCUCUUUGGCACCUUCAGAGUGAUAGCCAUGAAUGCGAGUAGAGCGCAGACAGGGAUGACUUCAGAGGCCUUAGGUGUGUCGGUUGCGCCCUCCUUUUUCCAGUCAUGCGUGGCAGAUGGCAAAACAGCACGCAUGGAAGAUGUUAUCCGCUUUAAGGCAGAGGUUGAUGUGGCUACUCAGGUUAUGCAGUUUCUCAUCGACAACUUUGGGGUUAGCAACCUGUUUGGCCGGCCAAACUAUGAGUACUAUGCUCGGAUCACUGGCCGCAUUUUGAAAGUAGAGGAAGAUUGGAUAUUUGCAUUUAGAUAUCCACCAGACAGCUUAGUUGCACGCCAGCUCUCACUUGAAGCAGAAAAAACUUGGCUUCAGUAUGAAUCGGAACGCUGGGGUCUUAAGUUCAACCUUGAAGCCAUGGCUGGUCAGGAAGAGUCACAGUCCACCCCAGCACUGAUUCACAUCCCUGAGAGCAGCAGUGGCAUGACAUUUAUUGGAGGCAGCGGCAGUGAGAUUGGGGCCAUAGGUGGAGGUGGAGGGCCAGUUGGUGGCGUACCUGAAAACAAUUUACGUGAAUCUUGCACACGUCUUUCCAUCUCCCUGGAAGAAAAUGGCUUAUACAAAGGUAAUGGGCAGGACAGCAGCAGUGGCAGCUCACAUUCAGCUCUACGUAUGACCUUGGAUGAGCUUCGACAAGUCAACCGCUAUGCUGAGAGUACCAAGAGUCUUUCCUUCCUGCCUCAGGUACAUGAAAGACAGACAGAGCGGAUGCGGACGCGCAGUGAGUGGUUCUUAUCCCAUUCACCGCACACAUCACCCUUAACACCAGUUGAUGUUGAAUGCCAGCCUCUUGCUGUUUAUAUACUACGCUCAGGAUCCAUUAAUAGACCCCCUUCAGGUGGAGGAAGUAGUGAAAAUGUGGGGAUCACAGUUCGACGUUCAUCCAGUAAGGAUAAAGAUCGUAAAUUAGUUCGACGCUCCUCAAGUAAAACAGAUAAAGAAAACGGACAAAAAGGAUCAAGGGGAAGGUCAUCGAGUGCAGAUGUAAAGGCCUCUUCACAUGCUGGAGAUUAUAUGUCUAGCCCAUGUCGGCGAGCUGCCCCACCAGUACCUGACCCAUCUCCUACCCUUACUGAUCAUGACUGUACAGAAACAGACGUCCAAAGAGUGCACGUUUCCCUUACUUAUAAGCCUAGAAUAUGAGACCACGCUAGAUAUGAGUUUAAUAAGGGGGUUUAUCACAUAUAUAUUAAAUCCACCAGGUUCAUAUUUCACCCAAAAAGAAAUAUUUAAGUUCCCUGAGAUAUGCUGGACAUUGGUUUUUAUCUGUGACACAAGCCAUAGGCACUGCCAUGAUACCAUAACCUGGAGAGAAUAAGGCAGCAUCUUAUCUUGAUAUGCACCAAAAUAACUUGAAGUGAGUAUGUCAGUAAUAUUGUUGUGAUUAUAGUACUUUGUGAACUUAAUUGUUAUGAGAAGUGGCAGUGAAUAAUAUGAAUUUUUUUUAACAAAAGUAUAUAAAAGCCAUUCUUCAUCAAAUAUUGCUGGCAAUUUGAGUCAAGCCCACAUUGCCCUCCUGCCAAAGGACUUGUGUAACAUUUAAGUUCUUGAUGACCAAGGUGCUUGAGUUAAGGUGUUGGUGUGUGUCCUAAAGUACAAAUGAGCUUGAGGUUCCCAGGUCAUGAGAUGGACUGGUUGUGAUACAGAGAAACACAUUGUUGGAACUUGCUAGUCAUGCCACCGCCAAAGAGUUUGUAGGAUGAAUUGCAGUGGUUCCAGUCCUUCUUUGAUAGCAUUUACCAUUCACAAAAUAAUAACCAAGUACAAGUAAUCAAGGCUUUAACUGCUGGUACCACCUUUCAAAUGUGAUUCGGCUGUCUCAUGUUACAGCAAGUUUACGAGCAGACAUGACCAUGCCAACAGAAUGACGUGCCUGGCUGUUGUAUUAUUCUUCAAACUUGAGUCCUCAGCAAAGGAUUCUGCAUGUGUACCUGUCUAAUUACUUCUUGCUUCUCAAUGUGCGGGCAUCCACUGGGAAGCAGCACAUUCCAUUGUAAAUGCCACAAAAUUGAAACUCUUUUUUUUGUUAUGUGUCAGCAGGAAAAUAAAGCCUGCUGUAAGACAUUGAAUGCUAUGAAAACAAAAAUGAAGAGAGCUGAUGUUAUUUGGAACUGUAGAUUUUCUGUAUAUUAUUAACAGUCUGUGUAUGCAAACAUUCCGUCUGAAUCUGGAGAUUUAGGUAGAGGAUUUAUUUCCUGUGCAUAUUACUGUGAAUCAAAGAUUUACCACCACCUCUGCACAUAUCCAAUCAUUACCAAAAUAUGCUCAUUUAACACUAAUUUUUAAACACCAUGUAUCUGUAUAAGGAUAAAUAUUAAGCAGAAUGUGGGUAAUUUUGUUUCAAUUGCAAUUGGCUAAAGUUAAUUUAUGCAUUACAAAAUAAUAUACCUUAGUAUCUACAUGAUAUUAAAAAUUAUGUAUAUACAAAUAUGUGUAAAAAUGCUGUGGUACUUAUGUAGCAGAGAUGGUGGUGAAAAGUGGUGUUUGUGUCAUGAUCCAGUGGAGGGACCCCUAGAUAUUAAAGUUACUUCAAGGCUCAAGAGAUACUCUGUAACUGUCUUGCCACAUCUUUCUAGGCAGGAGGUCUUAAUGUAUAUAUUUUCCAUGGGAUAAAUUUUAACAACUGUCCACCAUAAUACAUGAUGCGAACCUCCUCACUGCCAGAGUGGUAAAUGUGUAUGGUCAUUAUUAUUUCAGAAUUUUUUUAGCAUUGAAAUUGAACAGAGAAGUGAUCAGCUUGAUAAACACUGCCAUAAGCAACACCCCAGGGACAUGAAAUGUCAUUUAGUGAAUGUAGGAUGACCAUAUGAUGAUUGAUAAUUUAUAUUACCCUGAAAUUGUUGAUAGCUGGCAGGCCAUGCAAUCAAAAAGCAAGAAAAAAUAACACUUACAUGCAUACAUAAAAACAGACAUACACACACAGACAUGAGUAACUCAGAGU